AUGGCCUCAGGACUCAUCUUCAACCCCCAAACCCUCCUCCAAACAAUCCCACUAGCAACAAGCACCGCAACCCUCGCACACGCCCUACUAGAACUCAUCACCAACAAUGCCUUCCUAACACCAUCAAUCCGACAAACCUCAGACAAAGUCCUCCCAACCUGGUACAACCGAGUCUUCAAACGAGCAAUAUGGACCGUCGUCGCACUAAACAUGAGCACGAUCUCUUCGGCUACUGCAACGCUAUUCUUUAAUAAAUAUCACCCCUCUCACAGUCGCCCGCUGCAAACUACCUUCUUCUACUGGGUUGGUCUUGUGGGUGCUAUUGGGCAUUUGGCCUUUGUGCCCUUUGUGGCUGGGCCAGCGCGGAGGAAUUUUGAGGAUUCGACGGUGCAAGAGGAUCAGGGGGAGAGUGGGGUUGGUGCUACGGCGGAUAUGGAGAUGUGGUUGAGUGUUCAUCGGGUUAGGAUGGUCGUGGCGGAUUUGCCUGCCUGGAUUGCGUUUAUGGGUGCUAUUUUGACGCUGUGA
Messenger RNA from Penicillium canescens, 525 nucleotides. RefSeq lists its product as uncharacterized. The record is from RefSeq and is a predicted model, not a curated record. Lineage: Eukaryota; Fungi; Ascomycota; Eurotiomycetes; Eurotiales; Aspergillaceae. Bases 1 to 525 code for a protein of 174 amino acids. The transcript has a single exon.